Messenger RNA from Arctia plantaginis, 363 nucleotides. The record is from the annotation of a GenBank genome assembly. Lineage: Eukaryota; Metazoa; Arthropoda; Insecta; Lepidoptera; Erebidae.
AUGAAGAUUGUAUUUGUCACCCUUUGCCUAGCCCUUAGUGUGCUUGCACAAGAAACGUACGAAACAGACAACGACAACUUUGAUAUUUCUGAAGUACUUGGCAAUGAGCGCCUGUUGAGUUCUUAUGCUAAAUGUCUUCUCAAUAAAGGACCUUGCAUUCCUGAAGUGAAAAAUCUUAAAGAAAAACUACCAGAAGCUUUAGCUACCCGCUGCGCAAAAUGCACAGAGAAACAGAAGCAAACUGGUAAGCAAGUAGCAAAAGAGAUAAAGAAAAAUCAUCCAGAAAUUUGGCAGCAAUUGGUAGCAAUGUACGAUUCCGAGGGAAAAUAUCAGCAAGCUUGGGGAGAUUUCCUUAAGGAAUGA